Paramacrobiotus metropolitanus is the source of this 4134-nucleotide messenger RNA. RefSeq lists its product as uncharacterized. The coding region runs from base 397 to 1788 and encodes 463 amino acids. Lineage: Eukaryota; Metazoa; Tardigrada; Eutardigrada; Parachela; Macrobiotidae. The record is from RefSeq and is a predicted model, not a curated record. The transcript is spliced from 6 exons.
GCACACAGAAGUUUGAGACCGUGUGACAGUUCAAGCAUGUUUUAGAGCUAUGACAUCAGCCACCCGUCACCUUUCUGUUUAAACUUGCGAACGAUCCCGUAAGAAAGCUAUAGGACGCUCUACUUCAGCCAAGUUUAACACGGAAAAAUUUCUUGUAACAAAUCAUCCCUAAUACCGUUAAAUAGGCGUCAACACUGUACGCUAUUUGAUCUCCGGAACAACUGUCGCGAAAAGUUUGACAAGCUAAAUACUCGCCACUGUGUGGCAUGCGAAAAAUUUUUUGGGAAUAGUGCUAUUCGUUCUGCAACCGGUUCCAUCAGAAAUCGUCGCCGCGUAACGCCAGUGUCGAGAGAGAUUAUCUCGAAGAGCAGUGGAUACUGACAUCCGAUACGAAUUAUGGUUUAUCUUACGCUGCGGGAAGCAGCGGCAUUGCGGAUUUCGCCGGUCAGGUCUUCGACUGUAGCUAUCUCCGCCGUGCGGGAGGAACAGUCAAUGGUAAACGACAUGUUGGAUGAUUUUAAGAGCACAUAUUACCAUCUGACUUUAAACUUCUCUCUGGCGAAUAUUGCUGUCAACCUGCUGGCAGUAUUCUUAUCCAUUAUUUCUACCGGUGAACUGCGCAAAGGAAGAGCACCAGCGGACGGAAAUACAAACUCCAAGCACACGAUGGAGAAUUGCGGUGAAUUCUGUCGCAAUUCCACAGAAGCACUCGGAGAUUUCUGUGAUUUCACAACGGGAUACAUCCUGGACGCGUGGACCAUUCUAUUUAACAUGGGUGGAAUCCUGUUCAGUGAGCGGAGGAGGCGAACCAUUUGCCAACAAGCAGCCAGUUCAUCUCACGUCAACAGAGCGCCGGGUUGGACGUUCUUUAAGGUCUACUUGUCCGGCAUGCUCGUCACCGUUCUCUUGGCGCUGGGCGCCUUUAUUCACGGAGCUGUGCAGUUGGGCGAAAAAAGAGGACGCGUGUUAAUCCUGAUUGGCGACAUGAAUUUCGUGGUAGUCGGGAUAUGCCUAAUGAUGGCCGCGGUAACCCUGAAUCGAGGGCGUGUUCCGCAUACUUUCACUGAGUGGUGUGUCGGAACAAACGAGAGGCCAGAAAAUACGCGGACCAGCGAAGCUGAAGCGUUCCAUAUUUGGAUGGUUUUGUCCUGCGCUACCGAGCUCUCAAUUAUGCUAAUUAUUAUUAUCUCCCAUUUCGAUGAUUUCCAGGAAAUCAGACAGACUGUGUUUGUGAUGAUUUCUCCGGCAUGGCGAAUUCUCACCAACAUUUUCGGACUAUCCGGUUUAUUUUACCGGGACCAGCCUCGAGCGCUUGCACCAGACCCGCGUCAGUAUUCCCAACCGGCUUGCUCAAGAUUCAUUCGCAUUUAUGUGGGCUGCAUGGCCGUUAAAGCUGCGCUCAGUGCGGCCGCAAUUGCAGAAGCGGUCGGACACCAGGCGACGGGAAAAUUUACCAAUAACUGGAACUCUGUCGAAGAAGGGCUUUCCCUGAUAUUGCAGGCCAUCCUAGCCUUACCGGGCCUUUUAUUACUGACAUGUCCUAGGCCUGUGGCAGACUCAGGCGCGACGGCUCCGCACGGUAUACUACCUCCCGUUGUACUUGUGAGCGACGCGGGAACUUCUACUCGUUCCGAUGAGGUAACGGAAAGCCUUUUGCCACGCCCUAGCACGCCGACGGAUGAAGCGCCUCCGUAUGCCGCAGUCGCUUUAAGGCGGGAAUCGGAUCUUCCUCCUUCAUAUGCGGAGAUUAUGAAGACGACGACAGGAAGAUCGCGGCAACGCCAGUGAUCUUGUGGCUGUAACGUUGUAGUCCGGUGUUGAGAAGACUGCCGGGGGUGAAAAGCGGUGUAACCAAAGCGAAAUUGGAGAACUAAAGUCGGGCGAACAUGUCGGCAGAACGAAAUCAUAUCGAAACAGCGUCCAGUUGUCCUCAUGACUCGGCCCCAUGAAAAAGCUGCGCAAAGUGGGCUUAUCAGGACAGCAUUCCAGUUACAGCAUCCAAGUCAAUAAUCGCCAAAGGAAUAGAUGUCCUGGUGAGUACAGAUGAGGCCCAACCGGAAUCAUGGCAGCCUGCAAUCUCCGCUGAACUCUUUUGCUACUACAAUUUGACGCUCGUGAAUGUCGAGGUGGCCUUGCCGAAUGACACGGUGAAAAAGUACCGCGUGUGAGACGGGAAUGAUGCGGCUCUGAACUGUCUGAAGCGUGUGCUUCGGGCGGGACCGCUGGGGCCCGUCACCAGGGAGUCCUUUCGCCGUGUGCUAAUCCCUUUUUGCAAGUUCCAGAAGAAAAUCCCUGAUAUUGCGGAUGAAAUGCAACGCACGUAGGACAUGCCACACUUUCACAGCCAAUUCCUGUCGAGGUGUGGUGCAACGAAGCAGAUAAUGUUUCUGGGGAUUGUGGAUGAGUGCGUUGCCGGGUUGGUCGCAAAAGGUCGCUGCCAAGACCCCGAGGAAUGGCGUAUUCGGAGGUAUUCGGUCUACGCCAUUCAGCGGUUCUUAGCUGCGCUAACGACGGGUUCCCCGAAGAUCGUGGGUAGAAUGGUGGACAAACUUGUGAGCGUGAUUUUGGGCAUGGAACAUCUGGACAACCCCAAUGAACUGCGCCUUAGUGAUCUAUUUGCGGAGUUGCAUCUGGCUGUAUUCUCCUAUAUGGAUGUUUUUGAUCAACAUCAGAUUCGCAGAUAUUUUUGUCUUCAGGGCGUGUAAAUGGUUUCGUCACUUAUUAUCCUCCGAGAUCAUACAACAGUGCUUGAUCUUACCACGUCAUGAACUCAUGCUAUGGAUAUCCUCGAUACUUUGAUACAGUUCUCACGACAGCAGUGGUCUAACUUUAUCGGAGCCCCCGCUACCAUAAUGCACAUACUGUGCAGCACAGUAACAGCCAGCACCAAAAUCAUUUACCUCAUCGGUAACUGGGAGAAAUGUCUGCACCAUCUGGCAAACAUUAUUCUGCCGUUUCUGAGCGUGAAACUCGAUUGGUGGAUCAUCGCUGACAAUUCCGUCCUGACGUUCCACGAGUUUAUAGAAUUCCCUAACCUUUCCUGGUAUACUUUCUGGCCUAUGUUGCGAACGGAAGAUGAUUUUGUUACAUUCCAGGCCACAUUUCAGUCGAGGCCGAUUAUGCCACUGUGUUACGCCACCUGUUGCUGAAAAACUGUUGCUUCUAAUGGCAAGCUGUCAAUGUGUUUUACGCCGAUAUCGUACAACUAUCCCAAUGACCAUCGAAUCCGCAACACCCGGUCCUUUCCUCAUUAGCAUGUUGUAAGGAGCCGGUCGUUUUCGUAUUUCCGUAUUGGAAGUAUACCUUUACGGAACCCACAACAUGCACGUUGCCGGCAGCCUUCCAAUCAGUCCUGAAAGAACGGUGUCCCACACUUCCAGAUAUGUAGUAAAACCAGAGCCACGCUAUCCUGGUUAGAUUCUUUGACGGAGGAUGAUUUAAAGAAGAAAUACGUUGGAAUCUGGCCUUUUUUUCCGCUGUGUUAUGAGCUAUGGAAGAAGAAAAAGGCCAAAAACAUCGAUGACGUCACAAAGGAUGUGGCUACCAGGCUGCCUCCGAAGUGCUUGCUCAUGCUGACCCUCUCCAUGUUGUUGACCGUCGCGGAUGCAGGCUAAGAUGAAUCAGACUGAAAGGAAAUUCAAACUCUAACUGGGCACCAAAUUUUUCUAAAGGCAUUGGUGCAUGUGCCGUCCGAGAAAUAAUGUGUUUCCUUGACUAUCAACUGCAGGUUUUUUUACAUUUGACAUUUAGACUUUCAAACUAAAUUAAAUCCCGAAUUUGGUCAUAUGCCGAUUUUGCCGACGUCAGCUUCUGUGCGCCAGAACAGCCACAUGCAACAUAAUUCGCCGCAUUAGUAAGCUUGACCCACUGAUUUCCUUCUCUGUAGUCUGUACUUAUAUAUAAGCACUUCCCCUGCACCAGGCCAUUCAGGAAAAGGGAUGAGGAUCCAACAAAAAUGUUAAAAUUCGUCCAGCCACUUUAUGAUUGUUUUGCGGCUGCCUUAAAAUGCUGUUUUUUUUUCCAUUACCGGCUUGUACAGAUACGAUGUAUCCUAAUCACCGCAAUUCUAAUGCCGAAGAUUUAUUCGCAGGGCUAAAGAAUAAAAAAGUCUGACCGUGUUGUGCUUUUUCAUGC